Chara braunii is the source of this 1438-nucleotide messenger RNA. The record is from the annotation of a GenBank genome assembly. NCBI's taxonomy places the organism in Eukaryota, Viridiplantae, Streptophyta, Charophyceae, Charales, Characeae.
CCCGCAUUGUGCCUUUCGACCUGUCGCUACCGGGGCUAACAUUGUUCCCACUCGUGCUCCCCUUCUUGCUCUGCCUCCCUCCAAUGAUUCCUCGGCCGCCGCCUCUACGGUUAACCAGCACCAGUCUUCUUCCGCGACCACCUCUAAUUCAGGUCCAAGUCGUCCCAAUUGGUGGACCCGUAAUCAGGAGAAGUUGGACUUGUGCUACAGCAAGGUUAUGGAGGAUCGCCAGAAGGAAGCUCGAAAAAGGGAAGAGGAGGAGCGUAUGCGCCUGGAAAGAGAAGAAGAGGAAAAGCAUCUCAAGUGGAAAAAGGAAUUGGGGAAAUUUGAAACGAACAUGGGCUCUCGCCUAGAGAAGAAACUUGAUGAGCUCGGAGCCUCUAUCAAAGGGAAGGGCGCUGUUGACGUCCCCACCAGCAAUGACUCGGAGGAUGAACUUGCGAAGUUGAGGCGGGAGGGCUGCGACUUGAAGGAUAAAAUUAAUGCCCUUCUUAAUCAUCCGGGGGAGGAUAAGGUUUUGUACUUACAACAGGAGAUUCUGGAUCUGCGCAAGCAGGUUACGUCGAAGCAGACAAGCGAGGAUGCUAUCCUUGCCCUCAAAUUGGAGAUGGACGAUUUGAAGCGAAUGAACAGCUCGAAACGAGACCUUGAGAAGGCGGUCACCAAUCUCAGGAGUAAUAAGCGGGGCAGCGUCGCGGUCAACACACCGGGCGAACCUCCGCGUGGUGCUCCGAAGCCACGCUGGACUGACAACAUACGUGACACAGACGAAUGGAGGGAGGAGUACCGGAAUUUGCGUAAUCUGCACCAAUUGGCGAAUGUUGAGGCGGAGGCGCUCAAGAAGAAACGCACGGAGGCGGAAGCAAAACGAAUGGAAGCUGAGCUACAGGUUAAGAAGCUAGAAGAAAGGAUGAGUAAGCUGUCGGCAAGCGGGGAGAAGGAUAGGAGGGGAGGUGGCACCAACCUGAAGGAGCGUAUGGAAGAAGCUGCCUUGCGAUCGGCUCGUAAGGGAGUUAAGGCGACUUCGGGCAGAUUUGGUGGCAAGUCUCCAGAAGCUGAUGCGUCGACGCAGGAUGCGGCGGAGGUUAACGACCGUACUGGGUUUGUCAAAGGAGAAAAGAAGAAGCUCCGGAUGUUACGGAAGGCGGGUCUGGAGCCUUUGUGCAAAGAGGCAGAUAUCAAGCUCGAUAGAUUCGAGGAUAUUAUCUGCGAGCUUGCUGAAUAUCGGGCUAAAUUGCGGUUCGGAUCUUCGUCUACGGAUGGAGGUGGUGCCAAGGAAGCUUGCUCCGUUGUUGAAGUUGAGGAAGACUCUUCCAAGGACACAAGGGGUGAAGGAAGCGAUGGCGUACGCUCAGUGGAGCUAUAGGGGGUUGUCCCGGACGUAGCCAAGCUCUGGCGGUUGGCGAUUGAGUGUAAGAUAUUGCGUUCUCAUUCUCGU